AUGGCGGACGAAGUUACCCUUGCGCAAUACCUCUUUCUCAGACUGCACCAGCUCGGAGUACGAAGUGUUCAUGGCGUUCCUGGAGAUUACAACUUAGUUGCCCUGGAUUAUGUUGAACCUUCAGGGCUACACUGGGUUGGUAAUGCCAAUGAACUCAAUGCUGGAUAUGCAGCCGAUGGCUAUGCAAGGAUCAAAGGAAUGUCAGCAUUGAUGACUGCAUUUGGGGUUGGAGAAUUGUCCGCUCUCGAUGCUAUUGGCGGAGCAUAUGCAGAGAAAGCCCCGGUGGUUCACAUUGUUGGCGUCCCAUCAACUGCAUCCCAGGAUCAGGGUCUCUUUCUACACCACUCAUUUGGAGACGGAAAUUUCCGCCUGAAUGCAGAAAUCUACGCGAAGUUUACAUGUGCUCGGGCGAACUUGAGAAAUGUAGAAACCGCCCCUGCUUUGAUCGACGAGACUCUACGGCAAUGCUUGCUCCAAAGCAAACCUGUCUAUAUCGAACUGCCUACGGACUUGGUCAAGGCCCGUAUUCCAACUGCAAAGCUUGAAAAAGCAAUUGAUCUGUCUGUUCCUCCAAAUGAUGCAGUUAUUGAGAAUGCUGCCAUUGAAGAUAUCCUCAGGCGCUUGUACGCUGCCAAACAGCCCUUCAUUAUUGUUGACGGUCUUGCCCCUCGGUAUGGAAUAAGUUCCGAGGCAGAUGAGCUCGUUCGUGUUACUGGAUUCCCUACAUCAACUACGCCUUUUGGAAAAGGAGUCAUCAACGAGACAUACCCCAACUUUCAUGGUAUCUUCGCAGGAGCCGCCGGCAAGGAGAUUUAUAUGCCCUGGGUAAACUCCUGCGACCUUAUCGUCCGCAUUGCACCAUUGAAUGCAGACACCAAUAGCUACGGCUUCACAACAUUGACAAACCGCAACGUGACCAUUGAGGUGGACCACAAUGGGGUCGAGGUUUGUGGGGCUCUUUAUCGCAACCUGAACAUCAAAACCCUCUUGCGGAAACUGCUUGAUCGUUUGGAUACAUCGAGGCUCCCGCGGCUGAGCCCGUACCCGGACCUUGGAGAUCCCAAACGGCUGCUCGAUCAACUAGCUGAGCCAGCCCGCGAUGCAGUUAUUGACCAAGAGACUUUCUGGCAACGAAUUUCAAAAUUCUUCCGCUCAGGCGACAUUGUUAUGACCGAGACCGGCACCUCCUCUUCCGGUGGAAGAGACUUCGUUUUGCCUCCGCAGACAACAGUGAUCAAUUCUGCUCUCUGGCUUUCGAUCGGGUAUAUGCUUGGCGCAUGCAGCGGUGCGGCCCUGGCUCAACGCGAGAUGAUCUCCGCAAAGAGCCGUCCGAACGGUCGAACAAUUCUGUUCGAGGGUGACGGCAGUCUCCAGAUGAGUGUGCAGGCCAUUGGCGAUAUUAUUCGCAACCGUCUUGACGUAACUAUCUUCGUGAUCAACAACGAUGGCUACACCAUUGAACGCUAUAUCAACGGAAUGCACGCCGGGUAUAACUGGGUCCAGCCCUGGCGGUAUCUGGAGUCUGCGCGGUACUUUGGUGCCCCCGAGAACGAUCCCGAGUAUCCGGUGUUUAAUAAGCGAGUCGAAAAUUGGGGUGAGUUGAUGGAUGUUGUGCAAGAUGAGCAGUUGAAAGCUGGCAAGGGCUUCAAUAUGGUGGAAGUCGUCAUGGAUAAAGAAGACGCACCGUCUUCUUUGAAAAAUCUUGUGCGAAUGGCGGCGAAGAGAAAUGAGGGAGGUAGUGAAACUUCACCGGCACAUCAAGAGUUAGAGCAGAGGGUUAUGGCGACGUCGUGA
Penicillium salamii is the source of this 1794-nucleotide messenger RNA. Lineage: Eukaryota; Fungi; Ascomycota; Eurotiomycetes; Eurotiales; Aspergillaceae. The record is from the annotation of a GenBank genome assembly.